AUGUUUCCAACAGCUCUGCAGGAUGGAAACCCUGAAGUCACCAAUGCUCAGAAUCUUUACUAUGGAGUCAUUGGAGGAGAUUUUAAAGCUGGAUUCUCCUUUAAGUCUCCAGGAACAUGGAAGAUGUUCUGCAGAGAAGAAUGUGAAGGAGAAAACAUUCUUAUUAAUACAACUGAUGUCAGAGCUCAAACAGGCAGAUACAGCAUUGAAUAUUACUUUGAUUAUGAUGCCCGUUAUUAUGUUUUAUCUGUGAGCAUCUCAAAGCUGACUGAGUCUGACUCGGGACAGUACAGCUGUGGUUUGGGUGGAUCUUCAUCAUCAGCUUCAUUCACACCGUUUGGAAUCUUUGUUGCUGAAGCACUGCUGGAUGGAAACGAUGAUCCUGCUCAGCUGAAACACUUCAAUAAAGAAACUGGAAGCUCUCUCAGAGUCGGAUGUUCUUUUAAAGACUCUGGAUACACAAAAAUAUUCUGCAGGGGAAAAUGUGAAGGAGACAACACUCUUGUUCAUACAGAGCAUGAUAGAGCUCAGAGAGACAGAUACAACAUUGGAUAUGAUUCAGGAGUUCUGUAUGUGAGCAUCACACAGCUGACCAAGUCUGACUCAGGACGCUACAGAUGUUACCUGAGUGGAUCUUCCAGCAGUUCAUUCAGAGAGUUUGAGGUCACUGUCACAGAUGCAGCUGGACCAUCAGCCACAACUACAGGAAGCUCCACACCUUCAUUAACUUUGACUGGAAGCACUGAGCAGCCUGAAAGAGCAGCAUCUACAGAUGUGCUGCUGGUUGUGGGUCUGACUCUUGCUCUCAUCAUCAUCCUGUUAUCAGUGUCUGUGCUGAUAUUCUGCAAGAAAAGAUCCUCUAAACCAAAAGAUCCUCCUGUGGAAACCGAGCAGGCUGCUGUCACAGAGGAGGAAGACGACUCGAGCAAACUCACCUACUCUGAGGUGAAUUUUUCCAAGAGGACUUUUGGCUCUCCCAACGGCGCCUCCAGUGGUAACACCAGUGAAGUGAUCUACUCUGCGCCUCGGGUCCAUAGCAGCAACUUGUUCUUCAUCCAGAGUGAGCACGCCAGCCUUUUCUGGCUGAGGAGCGGGGACUUGGACUCAGAGGUGCUUAGUCUCAUCCCAGCUGCUUCACUCUUGGCUACAAACUGCCCUGAAGUGUGA
Messenger RNA from Pelmatolapia mariae (spotted tilapia), 1167 nucleotides. RefSeq lists its product as uncharacterized. Gene Ontology annotation, molecular function: transmembrane signaling receptor activity. The transcript is spliced from 7 exons. Lineage: Eukaryota; Metazoa; Chordata; Actinopteri; Cichliformes; Cichlidae. Gene Ontology annotation, cellular component: plasma membrane. The coding region runs from base 1 to 1167 and encodes 388 amino acids. The record is from RefSeq and is a predicted model, not a curated record.